Messenger RNA from Symbiodinium natans, 1330 nucleotides. NCBI's taxonomy places the organism in Eukaryota, Dinophyceae, Suessiales, Symbiodiniaceae. The record is from the annotation of a GenBank genome assembly.
GCAGCUUAGCUUUCUGAAGAUUCUGGGCGAUGUCCUGGAAGCAUGUCGGCAUGGAGCUGUUUGCCGAGACAACGACCGGAUAGGCUUCAAGCAGGCUGUUGAUAGAGCGCGGAUGAUCUCGGCCAAUUCCGUCUUCAAUUCCAAGAUCAGGCGUGCGGUGGCCUCGCCACCAGGGCCUGGGCUUUCCCCCACAGAGCAGCAAGUCAAGCAGGACCGCACAUCUUCGAGGCCGAAGCAGAAGGGCCCUCACGGGCCAGUACUCCUGCCGACCCCACCUGUGCGCGAGAUGAACACCAUCACCGAAGCGGAGAUGGAGGAGGAUCAGUCCGUUGAGAAUAUAGACAAGCUGCUAGACAAGAUGCCAGACAAGUCGGACAAGCAACGCGCGGCCAGUUAUCGCGACAUGGGCACUCAGGACGUGGAAGAGGUCUUGCGCCCGAGAAGCACGGGAGACUUGCCAGCAUAUGACCCUGAGGACGACGACGAUGACGAGGAAUCCAUCAGACCGGACCAGCUGGAGGACGAGAAUGAGGAGGAAGAGGAGGACCGGCCUCCGCUCAGUCCUGGCACUUCCAGCGAGGACGGGCAAGGAUCGCCCUUCUUGCCAGUUUUAAUCACCAGCCACGAUGGCCUUGCUGAGGGCAGCGGCGCCAUGAGCCCGGUGCUGGCAGAGGCAGCCAUGUCUGCUGCCAGCUGUCCUUUACACAAUCUGCGAGGACAGCGUCCGCGGCCUCCUGCAAGCUGUACGAGUCCAGAACCGCCUCCAGUGAAGCAGGUCUCCUUCAGGAUGUGUGGGAACGCCGAGGAGAGCUCCAAACACACCGAGGCGGAGCCUUCGCGGCCGCGGCGCCCUUCGCAGGGCCCGAGUUCCUCGUGCCAGAAGAAGCCGCCGGUGCUUCCCUGGCCGGCCUCGGGAAGCGGUUCGGAGGCUGAUGAUGUCCAAGCCAUGUCAGCCAGCUCGGAGCCGACCCAUUGCAAGAGUCUGCAGGGCAAGUCCACCGCGGAGACGCUUUCAUCAGGGGGCAGCAAUGUGCCCCCGCCAAAGACAGAGACGGCACCACCCAUCCCGGCCACCGACUCUCAGGCACUGGGCAUUGCAAACGAGGACCUCGUUUGCUGUGAUGCAGAUGAAAGGAAUGCCUUGCAGAGUUCGGUUGAGAGACCGACGGUCAAGCUUCCAACGGCCAGUGGCAGGUCUAUUGUGCCAGCUUCGGGCCCGACUGCCCGGGCAAGGGACGAGCAGCCAGAGAUGGUUGCCAUGCCUCCCGAAUCCCCGCGGCCUCUGCGCUUUCUCUCCCGCAGUCGUCUUUUUAACUUCCGUCGCGGCUAG